AUGGUGACGUUGUACUGCGCAAUCGUUGGUGCAAAGAACAGUGUGUUCGCUAUCGACAUUGAAAAGGAAAAAUCGGUGUAUCACCUGAAAAAGGCCAUUAAGGCGGAGAAUGAAGACCUUCAAGGCCCUGCGCGUAACCUACAACUCUUCCUGGCAAAGAUAACGGACGGCGUUUGGCUGAAAGACGACGACCCUGCGGCUCUGGAGUUGAAAACAGGAAAAAAGCAUAAAGACAUCCAGAAGAUGAUUGAUGCAGAUCAAGCGAUUGCUACGAGAACCUUAAAGCGUUGGCUAUUUGACGAUAACAAGAUGUUGCAGCCAUCGGCAGAGCAAAUCCACGUGCUGGUUGUAGCUUCAGAGAAGCUCAAAUGGGAGUCAAACCCAACUUUCAUAAGCAGGUUGAGUUCUUACGUGAAAGGGUGCUAA
Peronospora farinosa is the source of this 426-nucleotide messenger RNA. Lineage: Eukaryota; Oomycota; Peronosporomycetes; Peronosporales; Peronosporaceae. The record is from the annotation of a GenBank genome assembly.